UGAAUUUCCUUUUACAUCCGCGGGGUUUCCGGAUCAGUCUCGUUGCAUUCGGACCGUACUUCGGCGGUGUGUUGUUCUGCCCCGGUCACAAACAUUUGGGGAUUCCUCCACGUACACAAAUAACAUUAUUUUGCUUCAAAAAACCAUCCUCGGUCGGAUUUAUAGCACAUUCAACAAGUAAAGACAGCGAUUUAAAGUGUAAGCGAGGCACAGACGAAGCAUACUACAAUACCGCAACUUGAGAUUUUGUCAAUCAUUACAAUCCUUGCCAAGGCUCUAAACAUUAAAUUGUAUGAUCCCACACAUUUCUUAUUGACAAGAUGGCAGAUUGCUAUGUAAUAGUUACAACAAGGAACAUUUUAUGGAUGGUGUUGUCAGUUGUCGCAACGCUGGCUGUGAUAGCUGGAAUUAUGACACCCAAGUGGUUGUAUGGAAGAUCAGUGCUUUUCGAUGACAAGAACUAUAAUUUUACAUCUCAGUACAUCCCGUCGGAGGCGAUGUACAGGCCAUCAAUUGGCAUCUACAACCGCUGUAAAAAAAUUCAUAAGAGUGUUGGAGGGGAUCCAGAACUAAAUUGUUACACUUACAUCAAAAACUUUAUGGAUAUUCCUUCAGCUGCUUGGCAAGCUUGUCUGUUUUUUCUAUGGUUUGGUACAGCGCUUCUAGCUAUUGUUGUACUCAUGUCCAUCGUGGGAUUUUGUGCACAAAGUAUAGGAAAGAAAAGUAUUUUCUCACUUGGUGGAGUGAUCCAGGCUAUAGCAGCACUCUUUCUUGUGAUUGGCCUUGUUCUCUACCCUGCUGGCUGGGGCAGUGAAACAGUUGGUGAUCUUUGCACAAAGCCAUCACAGAAACCUGGAGCUUUUGUACUUAAUGAAUGCUCGAUGGGAUGGGCAUUUUAUGCCGUGCUUGGAGGCACAUUGUCAUCAUUUCUAUGUUCCUUGUUAUCUGGUCAAGCAGAGAAGUCUACAUCAAGUGAUGACGUGCAAGAUGAAAUUUCAGACGGAAAGACUUUGAUUUGUCUUAUUUAAUUGGAUUGCUGGAAGUUGGCAAGGGUAUGUCGCAGUUUCCUAUGUUGUGAGGACUGUUGUCAUUAUCAACAUGGCAACUUUUCUUGUGGACUUGUACGUGGCUGUAAUGUGCUGUAGCUGUUAAGGUUCACUGGCAAAUUCUGCUAUUAAGAGAACAUUCAAUCAAAGAACAGAAAUCAAGGUGUUUGUUUAUAGAUAUAGAUUAACUUGUGGUUACAAAUAACUUUAAAAUAGUAAUUGCAUGAUUUUAAUCAAGAAUGUAAAGUUAGUGGUAAACUGGCAUAAAUUGGAGUUUUGACAGUGAUGGAAUCAGGAUCUUUUCCAGACCAUUUAUAGAAGGUGGUACAAAUUUCAAUUGAUUUGAAAGAUUUAAUCUGUUAAAAGGGAUGAAUCACUGAUGAGCAUGUUAUCAAAUUGUUUGUUUUGAGAACGGAAAUGUUAACUGAAAAGUUUCCAAGUAUCAACCAUUUCUCUUGAGCAGUUAGAGGGCUGCUCUCUGUCACACAUUUCAGAGUCACCUUGUGAGCUGUUGUAUUUGAAAAAGAGUCUCAGUGUAUGUUACAUGAUUAAAACUUGCUUUUGAGAA
Molecule: messenger RNA, 1614 nt
Organism: Pocillopora verrucosa
Lineage: Eukaryota; Metazoa; Cnidaria; Anthozoa; Scleractinia; Pocilloporidae
Product: LHFPL tetraspan subfamily member 2a protein
Cellular component (GO): membrane
Source: RefSeq, a predicted model, not a curated record